AUGGCUACGGCGGCCGUCGCGACUGAUAGUGCCCGCGUCGACGACGGCGCAGAUAUGCUCCGCGGCGGGAUAAUCAGUCGCGUCAAUAGACUUGUAUCCGCGUGUGGUGUAGCGAACGGUCAAAUCGUUAUACAAGCAGUGGAGCUCUUGAAAUCCGCCCCUUGGCCUCACGCAGACGCGGAUGCGUCAGUCGAGGGACGCACUCGUAUCCACGGCAUCCUGUGCAUAGAUUCUAUCUCACUCGGGAAUCUGAAUGAUGCAGGCUUGGUCGUGGCGAGCGAAAGCCAUGACGGUAUUAUCGCGGCCGAAAUGAUGCGUUCAUUCAGGCCACGCCUCGCUUUCUUCAAUGAUACUGGCUUUGGGGUCGAUCGUGCGGGUGCCGCCUGCUUGCCUGUUCUCGAUUCUGAUGGCAUUGUCGCUGUUACGGUCGCCGCGGACUCGGCGUGUAUCGGUGACAACAGGUUGACGCUUAUACAGGGCAUUAUCUCGGCUGUAAACGAAACGAUAUACGGAAUAGGGGCUAGGGUUGGGGAGACAGCCCGGAGAGAGCCUAAAUUAUAA
Molecule: messenger RNA, 561 nt
Organism: Exophiala spinifera
Lineage: Eukaryota; Fungi; Ascomycota; Eurotiomycetes; Chaetothyriales; Herpotrichiellaceae
Exons: 1
Coding region: 1-561 (186 amino acids)
Source: RefSeq, a predicted model, not a curated record